Molecule: messenger RNA, 3998 nt
Organism: Xiphophorus maculatus (southern platyfish)
Lineage: Eukaryota; Metazoa; Chordata; Actinopteri; Cyprinodontiformes; Poeciliidae
Product: protocadherin beta-17-like
Exons: 5
Coding region: 162-3998 (1278 amino acids)
Biological process (GO): homophilic cell-cell adhesion
Cellular component (GO): plasma membrane
Molecular function (GO): calcium ion binding
Source: RefSeq, a predicted model, not a curated record
GAAGAGAAGCUUAAAAAAGACCAACGCUGCCGCAAUCACGGGGUUUUUGUCAAGGUGUUUACAUAGUUUUUGCUAUUUAAUUCUCGAGGAGGAUUGCCUCAAUUACUUUGCAUUUUCACAGAAGGAUUUUGAAUAUAUGUUUUCCAUGCAUUUAUGGCAACAUGAUUCUUCCGGGGAGGACAAGCUCUGUGUGGAUUUACUUCGUCUUUGUGCUGCUGGUUUGCUGCUGGGAAGCGACUCUAGGACAGAUUUCUUACUCCGUGUCAGAGGAGGUAAACCAAGGGACCGUGAUCGGAAAUAUUGCCAAAGAUCUCAACCUAAAUGUUAAGGAUCUGGACACUCGUUUGUUCCAAAUCGUUGCAGGAUCGAAGAAAAAAUAUGUUGAGGUAAAUCUAAAGACCGGUGCUCUUUAUGUCAAUGAGAGAAUAGAUCGAGAGGAACUGUGCGGUGAUGAAGCAAAAUGCUCAAUAAGUGUAGAAGCAGUUCUUAAUAAUCCUCUGAAAUUGCAUCGCAUUGAAAUUCUAAUUCUAGACGUAAAUGAUAAUUCUCCUAGUUUUCUUAUUGGUCGUCAAAUGAUUAACAUCAGUGAAAGCACGGCAGCAGGAACUAAAUUUCCGCUGCAUCCCGCCCAUGAUGCGGACAUUGGCAAAAAUACAGUACAAACCUACAGACUUAGUCAGAAUGAACACUUUUCUCUAGCAAUGCAAAAAGGAGAGAGUGCAACGCCUGAACUUGUAAUUCAGAAAGUGUUAGACAGAGAAAAGCUGUCUGCGGUUCGGCUCCUACUGACGGCUUUGGACGGAGGAACGCCUGCAAAAUCAGGCUCCAUGGUGGUUAUCGUAAAUGUGUUGGAUAUUAAUGAUAACGCCCCUGUUUUCAGUCAAACUCUGUACAAAGCCAGAGUGUAUGAAAACGUGAAGCUCGGUACGCCAAUCAUAAGUUUAAAUGCUACCGAUUUAGAUGCGGGGAAAAAUGGACACGUAACAUAUUCAUUCAGCGAAGUAGGUCGUGGUAAACAGACUGAGCUCUUUGAAAUUAACGAAGAUACCGGAACAGUGACAAACAAGAAGAAUAUAGACUAUGAAGAGACUAAUGCAUUUGAGAUUCGAGUCCAGGCCAGUGACGGAGCUUCCUCACCUAUGACUUCAAACGCUAAAUUACUUAUUGAAGUACUAGAUGUGAACGACAACGCUCCAGAAAUUACAGUUACCUCCCUAUUAAAUACAGUGAAAGAAGAUUCAUCCAUUGGCACCGCGAUUGCUCUUGUUUCUGCGUUCGAUAAAGAUAGCAGUAAAAAUGGAAUGGUGAACUGUAAAAUUGCAGACAACAUCCCUUUUAAACUAGAGUCAAACUAUAAGAAUUACUAUUCUUUAGUUGUGGAUGGAGCUCUGGACAGAGAACGAGCACCUUACUAUAAUAUUUGCAUCACAGCCACAGACGAAGGGAGCCCGCCUCUUUCAAGCACCAGCGUCAUUAUUGUUCACGUCUCUGAUGUAAAUGAUAACAAACCUCAUUUCACGGAAGACAUUAUAAACAUCUUCAUAAAAGAAAACAGUGCAACAGGAGAAGUUAUUAAAAAAGUGUCAGCAGUGGAUGCAGACAUUGCACAAAAUGGUCAAAUUAGUUAUUCAAUUUUACAUGAUAACAGCAACGCGCUGCCUCUUAGUUCUUUGCUAAGUAUUAACUCACAGACUGGAGAUAUAAUCAGUCUGCAGUCCUUUAAUUAUGAGGAGCUGAAAACGUUUCAGUUUAAAGUUCAGGCUACAGACUCCGGUGUUCCUCCACUGAGCAGCAACGUGACAGUUAAUGUUUUAAUUCUCGAUGAAAAUGAUAAUAAUCCAACUAUUUUAGCUCCUUAUUCUGAGCACGGCUCUGUUAACAGUGAGACCAUCCCUUAUUCUGCUGAAUCUGGAUACUUUGUAGCAAAGAUCAGGGCUGUGGACGCAGAUUCUGGAUACAACGCGCUGCUUUCUUAUCACCUGUCGGAGCCAAAAGGAAACAACCUGUUCAGGAUCGGAACCAGCAGCGGAGAAAUCAGGACUAAGAGGAGAAUGAGCGACAAUGACCUGAAAACUCACCACUUGUUGGUGUUAGUUUCUGAUAAUGGAGAACCUUCUCUGUCAGCCACUGUUUCUAUUGAUGUGAUGGUGGUUGAAAGCACAGCUGAUGUCCAGACUCAGUUCAGACAUGUGCCUAUAAAGGAGGACAACUUCUCUGAUUUGAACUUGUAUCUACUGAUCGCCAUCGUGUCAGUGUCUGUGAUCUUUCUGCUGAGUCUCAUCAAUUUAAUAGCUGUCAGAUGCCACAGGACAGACAGUGAUUUCAGCAGGUACAGCGCCCCCAUGAUCACCACCCACCCUGACGGGAGCUGGUCUUACUCUAAAGCUACUCAGCAGUAUGACGUGUGUUUCAGCUCAGACACACUGAAGAGUGACGUAGUGGUUUUCCCCGCAUCGUUUCCGCCUGUAGAUGCUGAACUGAUCAGUAUUAAUGGGAAUGAUACUUUUACCAGAACUCAGACUUUACCAAACACAGACAAGCACGGCUCUGUUAACAGUGAGACCAUCCCUUAUUCUGCUGAAUCUGGAUACUUUGUAGCAAAGAUCAGGGCUGUGGACGCAGAUUCUGGAUACAACGCGCUGCUUUCUUAUCACCUGUCGGAGCCCAAAGGAAACAACCUGUUCAGGAUCGGAACCAGCAGCGGAGAAAUCAGGACUAAGAGGAGAAUGAGCGACAAUGACCUGAAAACUCACCACUUGUUGGUGUUAGUUUCUGAUAAUGGAGAACCUUCUCUGUCAGCCACUGUUUCUAUUGAUGUGAUGGUGGUUGAAAGCACAGCUGAUGUCCAGACUCAGUUCAGACAUGUGCCUAUAAAGGAGGACAACUUCUCUGAUUUGAACUUGUAUCUACUGAUCGCCAUCGUGUCAGUGUCUGUGAUCUUUCUGCUGAGUCUCAUCAGUUUAAUAGCUGUCAGAUGCCACAGGACAGACAGUGAUUUCAGCAGGUACAGCGCCCCCAUGAUCACCACCCACCCUGACGGGAGCUGGUCUUACUCUAAAGCUACUCAGCAGUAUGACGUGUGUUUCAGCUCAGACACACUGAAGAGUGACGUAGUGGUUUUCCCCGCACCGUUUCCACCUGUAGAUGCUGAACUGAUCAGUAUUAAUGGAGGAGACACUUUUACCAGAACUCAGACUUUACCGAGCACAGACAAGGUGAAGCUCAGGGUAGUCUCCCCCCCGGUCCGAAUACUGGUGGUGGAGCGGAGCCUUGAGAUGGAGGAGCUCAAAGCGCGGCUGAUGAGCGAGUGCGCGCACCGUGAGACCAUCCCUUAUUCUGCUGAAUCUGGAUACUUUGUAGCAAAGAUCAGGGCUGUGGACGCAGAUUCUGGAUACAACGCGCUGCUUUCUUAUCACCUGUCGGAGCCCAAAGGAAACAACCUGUUCAGGAUCGGAACCAGCAGCGGAGAAAUCAGGACUAAGAGGAGAAUGAGCGACAAUGACCUGAAAACUCACCACUUGUUGGUGUUAGUUUCUGAUAAUGGAGAACCUUCUCUGUCAGCCACUGUUUCUAUUGAUGUGAUGGUGGUUGAAAGCACAGCUGAUGUCCAGACUCAGUUCAGACAUGUGCCUAUAAAGGAGGACAACUUCUCUGAUUUGAACUUGUAUCUACUGAUCGCCAUCGUGUCAGUGUCUGUGAUCUUUCUGCUGAGUCUCAUCAGUUUAAUAGCUGUCAGAUGCCACAGGACAGACAAUGAUUUCAGCAGGUACAGCGCCCCCAUGAUCACCACCCACCCUGACGGGAGCUGGUCUUACUCUAAAGCUACUCAGCAGUAUGACGUGUGUUUCAGCUCAGACACACUGAAGAGUGACGUAGUGGUUUUCCCCGCACCGUUUCCACCUGUAGAUGCUGAACUGAUCAGUAUUAAUGGAAAUGAUACUUUUACCAGAACUCAGACUUUACCAAGCAAAGAGAAGUACUGCAAGAUGUUGUCCUGA